Messenger RNA from Argiope bruennichi, 2099 nucleotides. Its product is annotated as lachesin-like. The record is from RefSeq and is a predicted model, not a curated record. Gene Ontology annotation, cellular component: neuron projection. Lineage: Eukaryota; Metazoa; Arthropoda; Arachnida; Araneae; Araneidae. The coding region runs from base 308 to 1633 and encodes 441 amino acids. The transcript has 10 exons.
GACAGAGCAGACGACGAUAGCACUGCAUCGUCCAAAGGGCUUUCGCUGACAACGUGUUCGAGAACACCCCCGACUUUGUAACGCGAUAUCUUCCAAAGAUACACCGACACUUUUUUUCUCCUGGCGAUUUUUUUUUAAUUUUUGUUUUUUCUACAUUUUUUUUUUUUCUCUUCGGUACGGUGCCACUGACAGAUGUGACAAAAUGACUGCGGUUCCAUUCCAGAGAGUGGACUGCACUGGUUGAACUUUCUGGCCUAGGACGAGAACCUGUUCUGCUGCUCCGUUUCGACGCGGGAGUUUUAAAACGAUGUCGAAGAUGGUGUUCGGAAGAUACGCUUUGAUAGGAUUGUGCAUCGUCUUAACAGCGUCGACAUCUGCACAGACUCCAAAGCGACCAUCCUUUGCGGAACCUAUUCCCAAUGUAACCGCUGCUGUUGGUAGAGAAGCUGUUUUGCAAUGUACAAUUGACAAUUUAGAUUCAUACAAAGUCGCUUGGAUCAAAGUGGACACAGAGACAUUGUUGAGCUAUCAUACUCAUGUUAUUCCCCGAGACAACCGAUUGAAAGUAACGAACAGCAACAGUGACCGACAAUGGUUCCUUCAUAUCAAGAAUCUGGACGUAUCGGAUAGGGGAUUUUACAUGUGUCAGAUUAACACAGAGCCUAUGAUUAGUGAAAAGGGGUACCUAGAUGUGACUGUUCCACCGUCCAUCGUAGAGGAGGAUACUAGUACGGACAUCACAGUUGACGAGAGAUCAAAGGUUAGCAUGAGGUGCAAGGCCGCUGGAUAUCCUCAGCCAAGGGUUAUUUGGAGGAGAGAGGACGGAAAAGAAAUAAAUCUAGGACCAAUGGGUGCUCAGAAAAGUUCAGUGCUUAGAAUGGAAGGAGAAUUCCUAAAUAUGACUCAAGUCACAAGAGAAGAUAUGGGCGCUUACUUGUGUAUAGCAUCGAAUGGGAUUCCUCCUUCUGUUAGUAAAAGGAUAUUACUCCAUGUUAAUUUUCAACCAAAAAUCCGAGUUCUCAACCAGAUGGUUGGAGCUGCUCUAGGCAGUGAUGUUGUUCUCGGUUGCCGACUGGAGGCUUCUCCACGUCCCCUCACUUCCUGGAUACGCAACGAUGGAGUCAUUCUUCUCAACAAUCAGAAAUACGAAUUAACGGAGGAGGCAGACUCCUACAGAAUCAACAUGCAACUCAAAAUCAAGAAUCUGGAGGAAAAAGAUUUCGGACACUACAAGUGCGUUGCCAAGAAUACACUUGGAGACAAGGAGGGAUUUGUCAGACUCAUAGAAAUCAGCCCUCCUACAAGCAUACCGCAUUCAACACAGUCUCAAGAAUUUUAUGUGCCAGUACAUAAAGGUUCCUCUGACGUGUCAAAGAAUGAUUCUCCUAUGAAAAAGGGCUACGGUAUUCCUGCUCCGAAUUCACUUCGCGAUGAGUCUCAAAGCUUAUCAUCAGAAGAGAAACAGUUGAGCUCAUCAAAGGAUGGUAACAUUCUUGACAGUGACAAGCCCAAGCGAAAACAGAACCAACAUCCGACGCAAGGAAGCCAAACAGAUUCCAGUGGAUCGUGCCAAAUUAGCUUCUCAAUCCAUGUUCAGUUAGCUUUCCUCUUGGCUGUUCUGUUGUUUGACUAAGCAUCCAGUUAGAGACAAAGACUCUUGCUUCUCUUUUCAAAGAAGAUCAAACAGCAUGCUUACUGUACAGUUGACUUUCAUCAGCGAACAAGACUGAGUAGAAAGAGCGGGUAUUUAACCAUGGAAGAGAUCUGCCCUUGCAGAAAAAAAACUCUUCAAAUGAAGUGUUGAUAGCAAUACGAGCCAAUAAUAUUUGUCCUAAACAGUGGUAAAAAAGAACGAGCUGAUAUCCAUAUACUUCUUGAAAAGCGUACAUUAAUACAAAACAAAUUUAUUGAAUUUUGGUUCGUUUUUAGCAUCGAAGAAGAAAUGCAAAUAAUAUUGUUGCAAGAAAUCUUUUAAAUAAUGACAAACUUAAAAUUAUAUUCCGGCAUCUGAAAUUUUGCUUCAAUAACUUAGCAAAACAAUUCAGUCAGUUUUAACAGAAAUACUAAAAGUAUUUAUUUAGUAAAACGUAAUUUUUUUU